AUGUUCAUCAUCUAUCUCAGGUUAUAUUUAUUGCCUCUUCAUUCGUCUUUCCUCGCACCUGCCGAUCUAUUAGAAAAAAAUGUCUCUUUCUUUCCGAAUUAUUUUGAUCCCUCUCUAUCAUAUUUCUGCCUUUCUAUAUCUUUUCACCCAAUGCACAUUCUCUCACACUUACUCUUUUCUUUUUUCUUUCCCCCCUCUGCCAAUUCAGCAUUCGCUAAAGAAGGCCAUUUCCGGUUCCACGUGGGCAGCAAUUACCUUGUGUCUUUUGGAAAUUGCCGGGCACUGGGCGCUAUUUCGAGGACCACACACCAAAGCACCGGCAUUUACUCUCAACGACAAAGUCUUAUACGAUGCGAUCGUAAUGUCCGCGAGAUAAAACUUCGAUUUCCCCUUUUAUUUCGAAAAUCUUCCAUUAUUUUUUCUUCGCACUUGUCAUUUUUUUCUUUAGAUGGCUUCAUAGUACAUUUUCAAAUGUUCUUAUCUCCAAGUGUAUUAAUUUGCCUACAAUGUCUAGAAGGAUUCUUUCUUGUUCAGUCAUUUUCUUUAUGGUCUCUUUUGUUUAUCUUAUAUGAUUUCCCGUCAGUUUCUCUCUUUCUUUGCUUCUUUAUGACUGUCUUAUCAUAUCUAUCUAUCUAUCUAUCUAUCUAUCUAUCUAUCUAUCUAUCUAUCUAUCUAUCUAUCUAUCUAUCUAAGUCUGUUCAUUAUCUAUCUAUCUAUCUAUCUAUCUAUCUAUCUAUCUAUCUAUCUAUCUAUCCUAGUCUGUUCAUUAUCUAUCUAUCUAUCUAUCUAUCUAUCUAUCUAUCUAUCUAUCUAUCUAAGUCUGUUCAUUAUCUAUCUAUCUAUCUAUCUAUCUAUCUAUCUAUCUAUCUAAGUCUGUUCAUUAUCUAUCUAUCUAUCUAUCUAUCUAUCUGUCUAUCUAUCUAUCUAUCUAUCUAUCUAUCUAUCUAUCUAAGUCUGUUCAUUAUCUAUCUAUCUAUCUAUCUAUCUAUCUAUCUAUCUAAGCCUGUUCAUUAUCUAUCUAUCUAUCUAUCUAUCUCAGUCUUUUCAUUAUUUAUCUCAGUUUUUUCAUUAUCUAUCUAUCUAUCUAUCUAUCUAUCUAUCUAUCUAUCUAUCUAUCUAUCUAUCUAUAUAUAUAUAUAUAUAUAUAUAUAUCACCAUUUCUUUUUCAUUUCCUCGACGAUCAUGUUUUUGUUUUCUUUUUCAUUACUUCUUUUUUGUCCUUUUCGUCACACAAUCAUUUUUAAUGUUUUUCCUUUCUUUUUUUUUCAACCUCGAUUUGUUCUUAGUUUCCGAAAUUCCCGUGCUCCCUUCAACGUCUGCCGUGGUGUCAAACGGGGCGGCUUCCUUGCUCCCACUCUCUUCGUGAUUUCCUUUUUGUUGCUUCUGAAGCAUGCAUUCGGCACAUCAAGUGAAAGAAUUUACCUGCGUACGGGAUCAAAUGGCGGGUUGUGCCAUCUCACCCUCCUCAGAGCCAGGAUCAAAGUACAUGAAGCUCUUGUCAGAGACAUUCUUUUUGCCGACGAUGCGAUGGUAGCGACUCACACCCAUUAUGUUCCGCCUUUGCAAUUGUUUUUUGAAACAAACUUCUCUCAUCUCCACUCCCACACUAUAUUCUUUCUUUCUUUCUUUCUUUCUUUCUUUCUUUCUUUCUUUCUUUCUUUCAAAUUUCCAUUAAUCUCUUUCUUUACCAUUUACUUUUUUAUGAUUCUGAUUUUAAAAUUCUUUCUUUUUACUUUUUUUCCCUACCAUUUAUUCACUAUGUUACAUCAUCAUUCUUUUCCUUUAUUCUUGUCUAAUUUUUAUCAUAUUCUUUCUCUCUUUCUUUCUUUCUUUCUUUUUUCUUUCUUUCUUUUUCCUUUCCUUUUUCUUUCUUUCUUUCUUUCUUUCUUUCUUUCUUUCUUUCUUUCUUUCUUUCUUUCUUUAACAUCUAAUUUCUUUUUCUUGCCUUUUGGACAACCAGCUUCUACUUUCCGUUGCUUUCUUCUUUCUUUAUAG
Molecule: messenger RNA, 1995 nt
Organism: Acanthosepion pharaonis
Lineage: Eukaryota; Metazoa; Mollusca; Cephalopoda; Sepiida; Sepiidae
Source: the annotation of a GenBank genome assembly